Messenger RNA from Pichia kudriavzevii, 687 nucleotides. RefSeq lists its product as uncharacterized. The transcript has a single exon. NCBI's taxonomy places the organism in Eukaryota, Fungi, Ascomycota, Pichiomycetes, Pichiales, Pichiaceae. The record is from RefSeq and is a predicted model, not a curated record. The coding region runs from base 1 to 687 and encodes 228 amino acids.
AUGUCAAAUAACUCGGCAGUUUGGAAAAAACACUACAAGGCAAGGGAUGGCCCAGCGUCGACUAGCCCAGUCCCGAUCAAAGUUAAGAAGCGUAGGAUGUCCUCAUUCGGUUGUUUGUCUUCCCCAUAUACAAGAAGGAGUUCGUUCCUUUCGAAAGCCAUGUUAGAAAACGAGUCCUUACAAUGCUACAAGCUUCACAGCCAUUCCUCAUUCUACUCUGCUGGAGAUAGUAAGCAUGAAAACCUACCAGCCUUCUCUAUAAGCUUAUCAGAGAGUCAAGGCUUCAUUUGGAACCAAGAUUUAUUUGCGUCAAGCUAUCAACAAUCUGAAGCAGGAGUUGACAAACUGCUAAGUAUGUCCGACGGGUCGUUUCUUGACGAUGAAGAUACUAUAAACCCAAUAGUCGACGUCAUUGAUGUUAUCCUAUCACCUAAUGAUUACCACAGUGACGAAGAGGCCAAUGUUGACAUGUUGAAGACAGACAAUACAAACAAAGGGGAAAGAAUCCAGGAAGUAGGUACUGAUCAGUAUGGAGGAUGCAAAUCACUAAAUUUGCAUAGCUUUAAUGCUUCCAAUAACACACUAAAAAAUGAAAGGGAAGUGGAAAUAGGAAUCAAAAUCAACUCCAUCAAUAACCUUAACGCUGCCGAAUAUAAAGAUUCGAAUAUCUACGUCUCUAACCUAUAG